CAACAAACCAAGCCUAGCACAGAACAAAAUAAUGGAGCUCAAACCAACCUCCAGCAAUGGACAAACCUCAACCCAUGAGCUUGAGCCUAAUCUCGACCCUUCAAACAAUGACGAAACCCACAAACCCAACGACCCUCAUUUCUUCUAUGAAGACAUUGACAGCAACUGCUCCACCCCUUACGUCAGCGCUCCCUCCAGCCCCGGCCGCGGACCCAUCUCCGGCUUCUUCUACAGUGCACCGGCGAGCCCAAUGCACUUUUUCCUCUCCUCAAAUUCAAUAAACCAAACCAACUCUGGUGCUUUCGAGAGUGCAGCUUCCGAGUUUGAGUUCUCGGCCCGGUUUGGAUCGAGUGGAUCUACCGCAACUGGGCCGAUGAGCUCCGCGGAUGAGUUGUUCUUGAAUGGGAAGAUCCGGCCAAUGAAGCUCUCCACCCACUUGGAGAAGCCGCAGGCGCCGCUGCACGAUCUUGAAGCUGUCAAUGAGGAGGAUGGUGAUGAGCUGUUCGAGUUCGGGCCAAUGAGGGGCAGAGAUCUGAGGUUUCGCGACAAGUCUUUACGCAGAAGGACAAGAUCUAUGUCUCCCAUGAGAAACAUGCCGUUCGGUUGUGAGAUUUACACCCAAAGUGAAAUCAGUUUCGAUAAUGAUCAGACGAAUAUUGAGGAUUCGGUGAAGAAAGCUGAGAAUGGCGAGGAGGAGGAAGUUGGGAGCUUGGAGACUACUCCUUCGGUUUCGGCUUCGUCCUCGAGAUCAUCCUCAGCUGGAAGAAACUCCAAGAGAUGGGUGUUUCUGAAGGACUUUCUUCACAGAAGUAAAAGUGAAGGGAGGAGCAACAAUAAGUUCUGGACUACUAUCUCGUUCUCCGGUAGCGGCAAAGAGAAGAAGUCCAUGAAGAGUGGGAGCCAAAAUAAGGAGUCUUUGAAUUUGGGGCCGGAGCCGGGGACCCAGAAAGGGAAGGGUGCUGCUCCGGGGAAGAAGCCGGUGGCCGGAAAACCAGCCAAUGGAGUCGGGAAGAGGAGGAUGGCGCCGUCGCUUCACGAGCUGCAUUACACUGCUAACAGAGCUCAGGCGGAGGAAAUGAGGAAGAAGACUUACUUGCCUUACAGGCAAGGGUUGCUAGGAUGUUUGGGAUUUAGCUCAAAGGGGUAUGGAGCUGCCAUGAGUACUGGGUUUGCUAGAGCACUAAACCCAGUCUCUUCCAGGUAAAAAAUAACUAAUCAGGUUAAAAAGUUAAAAACUCUUAUGUUGUGGAAGGAAGUGUAUAGAUUUUUUUCUUAGUCUUGUUGAAGAUUAUUGAUGUGAUCCUCUUGAUGGGUAAGAGCAAGAUCUCUCUUUUUUUGUAUGAAAGAGAAGAUCUGCAGUAGUAGUCUGUCUGUAUUUGAAGAGGGGUAAUGUUUAUGAUGAUGGAGUGGGAUAAUUCUUUAAUUCCCAGAAACAAUGUGUAAGAAGAAGCUUUGCCCCAGCACUGUAAAUUAUUCUCUAGCACCGUCA
This is a messenger RNA of Argentina anserina (silverweed cinquefoil), 1489 nucleotides long. RefSeq lists its product as uncharacterized. Lineage: Eukaryota; Viridiplantae; Streptophyta; Magnoliopsida; Rosales; Rosaceae. The coding region runs from base 32 to 1204 and encodes 390 amino acids. The transcript has a single exon. The record is from RefSeq and is a predicted model, not a curated record.